GUAGAGCAAAAAUAUAUAAAGCAUAUCACACGUAAUUGAUUUUUUCCACGAUUACAUAUUAUUAAUAAAAACAUGAAUAUUUUUAUAAAAAAAAUAUUUGAGAACUUUUAUAUUAUAUGAAGUGAAUAUUAAGAAAAUAUUUUUAAUUUACUUAAAGUACUUUUAGAUAAAUAAUGUAACCAUUAGUUGUACUUCUUAUCAUAAACAUAUUACGGUUAUAAAUAAUUUAUUGAAAUUUAUUUAUAAAUGUAGCCCUGCAGUAUAUUUAUAAAAAAUGGUUGAAAAAGUUUCAUUAAGAAGAUCUAUUGCAAAACUGGAUUGUCCAGCUAUUAUAGCUUUUGGCAAUCCUUUGCUGGAUGUUUAUGUAACAAUAAAAAAUGAUGAUUUGUUGAAAAAGUUCAAUCUUCCUACGGAUGGAGAAAUAGAACUUCCUGUUGAAAAAAUGCAAGAGUUGCUGGCGGAUUUACCACUAGAAUCACGACAUAGAUUCAGUGCUGGAGGAUCAGCACAAAAUUCAAUGAGAGUUUUACAAUGGCUUUGCGAUGAAACUCAUCAAAAUCAAUAUACUAUAUAUUGUGGAGGACUUGGAAAUGAUUCAGGGGGGAAAAUGUUGGAGAUCUUAGUUAGAUCAGCAGGUGUGGAUGUCAGAUAUGCAAUUCAUCCAACUUUACCUACAGGACAUUGUAUAGCAUUGACAAGUGAAUCAACUCGUAGUCUUGUUGCAAAUAUAGGAGCUGCUGGUGUAUAUACUCUAGAUGACCUUAAGAAAACCAGUUUAUCAUUGGAUACAAUAAAAAUAAUUUAUAUUGAAGGAUUUUUCCUAACACACAGUUUUCCUUUAGUAAAAGACCUUGUUAAACAAGCGGAAGAGAGAGACAUAAUUAUUGCUUUCAACUUAAAUGGAACAUAUAUAUUUAAUGAUCAUCACAUAGCAAUUUGUGAAAUGGUAGGAUAUGCAAAUAUUGUAUUUGGUAAUGCAAGAGAAAUGGAAGCUUUGGCUCAAUCAUUAAAUGUUACAUAUGAAGACGUAACAGAUAUACCAUUUUUACUGAAUAGUUUAAAGAGAAUUACAGUUAAUGUUUGUAAUACAGUCAAUGAAGAUUGGUUGCGUCAUGGGGGAGUAUUUGUUAUGACUCAAGGUGGCUCAGCUCCAGCAAUUACUGUUUGGGGAAGAAGUCAAUCUGUUCAAGUACAACCAAUUAAACCAAAGGCUCCUGUUGUAGACACUACAGGUGCUGGUGAUGCUUUGGCAGCUGGUUUUCUAGCCGGCGUUCUAGCUCGAUGGAAACCAAAAUAUUGCUUAGAAUAUGGUUGCAAAGUAGCAUCAUUUAUGGUAACCAAACUUGGUAUUACACUACCAGAUAAUGUACCACCAGAUUUAUUAGAAUAACAAUGUUUAUUACGAA
Molecule: messenger RNA, 1406 nt
Organism: Bombus pyrosoma
Lineage: Eukaryota; Metazoa; Arthropoda; Insecta; Hymenoptera; Apidae
Product: adenosine kinase-like
Exons: 6
Coding region: 275-1390 (371 amino acids)
Biological process (GO): purine ribonucleoside salvage
Cellular component (GO): nucleus; cytosol
Molecular function (GO): adenosine kinase activity
Source: RefSeq, a predicted model, not a curated record